CAGGAGAGUGUAUUCAACAAACUCUAUUGAGAAAUAUUGUUAUUGUUUAUUUUGUAUUUUAUUGAACAUGUCUUUUGUGUUUUUUAACGAAUAUUGAGAAAAAAGGACAUUGCAUUGGUUUCAGAAACCAGAAGUGUUGUCAUGCCAUGAAUCAUGUUUAUUUUCUGCAAUGAGCUGGUGUUGGGAAGUUUUUAUUGAUCCAAAGAGCACAUGUUGCAUUGGGACUAUCGAAUUUUGACAAAAAUGAAAUAAUGGCAAAGAAUAUUCUGCGGUGAUAUCGAUGCAUUACAAUGCUGCAGUCAACAGGGAUAGCGCUUAUUCUGGGGUUCUGGUCUUCACUGUAUUUAUUGGAUGCUUAUUUAAAGACUCACAAGAUAUAUGGUAGGCAGUACAUAAAGUUCCUAGACAGGACAGGAUUCAGUGUGUCAAUAUGUCAGUUUCGCUGGUACUCCACGAUCUUUAACAGGAGCUUUGUGAGGAUUGGUCAGUGGAGGCCCCGCCUUCUGCGACUCUGGUUCACUGUCGGUGUCUACUUCGGUCUGGUUGCCAUGUUGCUCUCCAUCUGUCUCCUUACACUUCUCGUCAUUAACACGCUCCGAAAACAACCAGUGGAACAACAAGUCCUCACACCAGUGAUGCCAGGAGUGAAUCUCCCAGCCAGCCAGCUGUGGUACUACCUGCUGACAUUGCUUGUUUGCGGAAUCCUCCAUGAAAUGGGACAUGCAGUGGCCGCUGUCAGGGAGAAUGUACGAGUGAAUGGAUUUGGCCUGUUUCUGUUGAUCCUGUACCCCGGAGCUUACGUCGAUCUAUCCACAGAACACCUUCAGAUUGUCUCCCCAUUACGACAGCUCAGGAUUUACUGCGCUGGAGUCUGGCACAACUUUGUCAUCGUCAUCUUCGCCUUAGUUGUCAUCUUCCUACUUCCCAUCAUCCUCGUUCCAUUCUACUCCACGGGGAGUGCCGUUGUCAUCACACAGGUUUCUGAGAAUUCUGCGGUGUCAGGGCCCCGGGGCCUGGCGGUGGGAGACCCAGUGACCAGUAUCAGUGGUUGUAGAGUGACGGACAUCGAUGACUGGCACACCUGUGUAUCUCACAGUAUCAAGGAGGAGUCGAUGGGUCACUGCAUGUCCAGGGAAAAGAUCGCAGAAAUGGACACCACUCCUAAAAAUCUAUCAGAUUCCGACAAAGCCAUUGACUGUUGUAAUAGCACUAGUAGUACACAUCUGUGUUUCAAGUACCACAUCAAAAGCAAGUUCAAGGAUGAAACUGUGUCUUAUUUCAAGGACACUUUGUCAUGCUGGAGAGAGGAGGCUUACUAUGCGAUAUACGCAUGUCUUCCUGCGAGGACGACCACUGAUCGGCCUAUGUGUAAGUACCAGAGUGAUUGCUACAUUCCUAAGGCAGACAUGGUGUGUGUUUACCCUGCCCUGGACAAUGUCACAAAGCUUCUACAGGUGUUCCACGGCAGGAAACCUCCUCUGCUGUUCCUGGGACACCCCCUGGAUCUACAUUACUCAGUGAUGCUGAGUAAUUAUAUUCCAAAAUCCUCCAUUAUUCCUCUCAAUCUACCUUAUGUGUUAGAGACAUUCAGCAAAUAUCUGAUAUCCCUGUCUGGGGCCUUGGUCAUCCUAAAUGUGGUGCCAUGCUACGCCUUGGAUGGACAGUGGAUCUGCCACGCCUUUAUCGAGCUAAGCUUGGCAUCGGUCAUUCCAGAACGCGAUAUGCGGGGACUCAUUUACUCUGUGAUAAUCCUAUGCGGGACUGCUCUACUCCUAAUCAAUGUGAUCAUAGCAAUGUGGAUGUUAUUCAUGUCGUGAUAAGAUCAUGAGUGACUGAACUUUUCUCUUGUUUUGUAGACAAAUGUGAGAUGUUUAGUUUGAUGUGUUGAAUGGAUGUUGUGAAAGCCAACUGACUGACCAUUGAAAUUAUCUGGGUGAAUCUGAAAAAUGUUAUUCUGAUUUCAUUUAAAUUGCAUGUCAUUAUUUCACGAUUGUGGAUAGAGAGUGCCGAAAUUGAAUGAGCAAUUUUCUGGGUGAUUGUUGCUGGGUGAUUGUGAAAGCAGUGUGUGGAUGAACACUUGUAAUUGAGUGAGUGGAUGACAAUGUGUUGGAUAAUUGUGUUAUUGAGUGAGUGGAUGGGCUGUGUGCUGGAUGAUUAUGUUAUUGGAUGAGCCGUUUGUUUGAUGAUUGUGUUAUUGAGUGAGUGGAUGGGCUGUGUGCUGGAUGAUUGUGUAAUUGAGUGAGUGGAUGACAAUGUGUUGGAUGAUUGUGUUAUUGAGUGAGUGGAUGGGAGUGUGCUGGAUGAUUGUGUCAAGCAUGGACAAUGCUAAGUAUAUGUACAAAAUUAUGGGUACCUGUUAAAUAACUGGAAAUGUAUUACUUGUGAUGUAUAAUUAAUAUGUUGAGGGUUAUUCAUGCCAAGUUGUAUUUACUCAAUGUUGACAUACAAAAUCAUUUCUUUAAGAAAAUUGGAAUUGCAACUUUUGAGUUCAGUGUUGAUUUUAUUUGCACAUAUAAAAUGUAUUUGUAAAUUUUUACAAUAGACUACUGCAGUUUUGGAAAAACAUAGUUUGAGUGAAUGGAUAUAGACAUUCUUAGUAUAAGGGCUCAUUACAUCUGUCUCUCCAAAAGUCAAUACACCACUGGGUGAAAUCUUUACAGAAGAUGCUUGUAGGUCACUGAUCUCAUUUGAGUGCAAUUAGAUAUGUAAAAAUUAUAGCACGAGUGUUUGUCACGCAUGACAAAAUAAUCUAUUUAUAUUGGUUUGAUUAUAUUGGAAUAUUUUAAAUUGAAUGUGUUUAUUUUCUAGUGAGAUAUUUAUGAUAAUCUGGGAGUUAUUGAAUGCAUUAACAUCACAUCAGCAGCAAAAUUGUCAUUUUUUGUACAUGUUAACUUUACAAAGGCAAUUUCAAUAUUUUUUUAUUCGUCAUUAACAGUGUUUGCAAUGUUCUGUGUUUUUAUAUGCGAGAUGUGUUUUUCAAAAUGGACCAAAGUCGAAUCUCAAUAUUCCAUUUAAACAGAUAGAGAUUCGUUGUGCUUUGAUGUCUAAUUCUUUCUGAUGGGUCAAUAUUUUUUGUAUAUUAAUAGAAUGCAAAACUAUUUUUGGACAAAAAAGUGCAUCUAGCUGUCGGUAUAAACAUUACCCACAGGGAUUAAGCCCAUUUUGACCCCAAAUUCCUCAUAACCAUAGAUCUUUAUUUAUUUACAGUUAUGGGGAGUUUUGGCUCAAAACAGGCUUAACACCUGUGACAUUAACUGUUAAAUAGACAUUCAAAAUAUUGGAGGAUAUUUUUUCCCCAGGAUCAUGUUCUGCUUUGAGAAAAAUAAAAGAUUCUUUGUUUACUUUUCCAAGUUUAAUAACAUGUUACCAAAAUAUGCAAGUCUGAUAAACUCAUAAUGAUAAUAAUACUAUAUUUAUUGAAUGUAAACCAGUUAGUGCAGGACACUAAUAUUCACCAAGCCAUUCAGGUUUUCCUGAUUAUGAUUUGGAAAAAGUCUCAUUUUUUGUUCCAUUUCCAUGUUAGAUGGUCCAUAUUAAUAAGUACUUAAUUAGUAUGUUAAUUUGUUUAAUUAUCUUCUGUUAUACACAGUUAUACAUGUGUUAAAUAGUGCUACAAAUUUAUCCUUGCAUUUGGGUAUUCAACUAGAGUGACAAAAACUGGGAGUUUGAAAAUUGUGUUUGUGAUGGAUUCAAAUAUAUCAGCAGUUGUUGAUUUAUUAUGAAAUAAAACAUUUAUAUUGAUAACUAUAUCAGCAGUUGUUGAUUUAUUAUGAAAUCAAACAUUUAUAUUGAUAACUAUAUCAGCAGUUGUUGAUUAAUUAUGAAAUCAAACAUUUAUAUUGAUAACUAUAUCAGCAGUUGUUGAUUUAUUAUAAAAUAAAACAUUUCUAUUGAUAACUAUAUCAGCAGUUGUCGAUUUAAUAUGAAAUAAAACAUUUAUAUUGAUAACUAGUAUAUCAGCAGUUGUUGAUUUAUUAUGAAAUAAAACAUUUAUAUUGAUAACUAUAUCAGCAGUUGUCAAUUUAUUAUGAAAUAAAACAUUUAUAUUGAUAACUAUAUCAGCAGUUGUCGAUUUAUUAUGAAAUAAAACAUUUAUAUUGACAACUAUA
Messenger RNA from Ostrea edulis (European flat oyster), 4109 nucleotides. RefSeq names its product membrane-bound transcription factor site-2 protease-like. The transcript is spliced from 10 exons. Gene Ontology annotation, cellular component: cytoplasm; membrane. The record is from RefSeq and is a predicted model, not a curated record. Gene Ontology annotation, biological process: regulation of response to endoplasmic reticulum stress; membrane protein intracellular domain proteolysis. Gene Ontology annotation, molecular function: metalloendopeptidase activity. The coding region runs from base 291 to 1817 and encodes 508 amino acids. Lineage: Eukaryota; Metazoa; Mollusca; Bivalvia; Ostreida; Ostreidae.